Molecule: messenger RNA, 2626 nt
Organism: Toxorhynchites rutilus septentrionalis
Lineage: Eukaryota; Metazoa; Arthropoda; Insecta; Diptera; Culicidae
Gene: dnr1
Product: E3 ubiquitin-protein ligase MYLIP
Exons: 4
Coding region: 560-2146 (528 amino acids)
Biological process (GO): ubiquitin-dependent protein catabolic process
Cellular component (GO): cytoskeleton
Molecular function (GO): ubiquitin-protein transferase activity
Source: RefSeq, a predicted model, not a curated record
AGUACGGCUGAACGACAAUCCCACACUAGAUUCGAUCGAGUAUGGAUGUGCCAGCGCAAGGCGGAUGUCUCUAUCGGUACAAACAGUUCAACUUUAGCAAAAUAAUAUCGAAAGUGAAGUGCACAGCGGCCAGUAGUAGUGCUGUCGGCGUUAGUUAGUUUCCCCGAAAAAAAAACAAAGGAGAAAAAGUUGUGGUAAAUGGAGAGUGACAGUGAGCCAGAAGAAAACCAAAAAACAAAAUAUACAAUCCCACUGCGUGACGCAGAACUGGUGGAGUAGAAAAUAAACGGGAAAAAGUGAAGAAUGUCACGAAACAUACCUACGGUGACUUUAUAGAGUCAGUCAUGUCAGGAAGGAAAAGUUGGAAAAAAUAGCUUUGUUAUUUGAUCUCAUAAUUGGAAACGGAGUGUACAAAAGAAGCGGAGCGAAGGUUCAACAAACGAGUCACGAUAAUAGGCAAGGAGUGCGCUUAGCGGAGACGAUUUGGUCAAUAGAAGACGUCUUGAUAAGAUAGCCAGGCGUUAUCAAUAAACACAACAGCAGCAGAAUAAGAAGAAAAAUGUGGUGUCUAAUAAAUCUACCGAACGGAACGACUUCGGCGGUCCAAUGCGAUCCGAAGAAAAAUAGCCAGGAAUGCCUAGAGAAGGUUUGCAGCGAUCUUGGAAUCAUCUGCGAAACUGACUACUUCGGGCUGAUUCCGGUGCGCGACGGAGAAAGCGCCGAGGUGGAUGAAUGUAGCGCCAAGCAGUGGAUCAAUCUGCGUAAUCCGUUGAGUCUGCACGCGAACGAUCGCAACCAUCCGAUCCUGCUAUCUCUGCGGGUCAAGUUCUGGGUACCGGCGCAUUUGAUCCUACAGGAUAGCGUACGAAGGUUGUUCUACAUGCAGGCACGUCAGGAGCUGCUCGAUGGUCACCUGAGUGCAUCCGGGUGGGCGAAUGCGGCCCACCUAGCAGCUCUUCUACUGCAAGCCGACGGUUACAACUACGAUCCGAGCAAAGUUCUCGCCAACCUGGUUGAACCAACUGAGGGCAAUCAGACCGCCGCCACCUUGGACCGUCGUCAGCUGAGACGACCAUCGAAGCGCAAGUGUUCCGAGUCGGAAGGAAAGCGGGAGCGGGAUGGGAUGGCUUCGCCCGCCAACUCAGAUGACGAAAGCACCGACAUCAAACCAAAGAACAUUUACCAGAGCUACAUCGUGAAGCCGAGGUUCGAUGAAACAGAGCCCGAAGCCAUGCCGGAAAAUCUGAUACAGAUGAUCGCGAAUGAGCACGAGAUGUUGGCCAGGAUCAAGAUGACCCCCACAUCGGCCCAAUACUGGCUGCUCGAAGAGAUCUCAUCUCUCAACGGAUAUGGGGAAGAGGUUUUCGAAGGUGUCACCAUCAACGAACCGUCGGUACGGUGCAAAAUUGGCGUUAGCCCUCACGGCCUUAUGAUCACCAAAGAGGAGCAAAAAUUCAAUGUUCCAUUCACGGCUGUGAAGGCGGCCAAAUCCAUCAAACGCUCGUUCCGGCUGACCUACAUGAACGAGGAACACGGGGAAGCCAAUGCCGAGCUGAAGCUGCCGAGCCAUCGCACCGCCGCUUGCCUCUAUCGGGCCAUCACCGAGAAGCACGUGUUCUACUCGUGUGAAACCGUGCGGCCCAUCGUUACCACCCAGUUCAUUCGUGAUCUCAAAGGUACAAUCGUGUCGAUGUUCAACGAGGAUACCGAACUCGGCAAGCGGUACGUGUUCGACAUCCAGCGGACCUGUCGCGAAGUGUACGACAACUCGCGACGCAUUCUGCACGCACGAGGUAUCGAAAUCAGCAAGGUCCAGCAGGAGUGUCCCCAGACGCAGCUUGGCAAUCUCGACCAACAUUUGGCCGAGAAUGCCGAGGAGGCCAACAAACUGGAACGACUAGUCGAGGAGAGGAUAGUGGAAGCUGUCACGUGUAUCAUCUGCGCCGACAAUAUGAUGGAUACCAUGUUCCUACCAUGUGGUCACAUCGCAGCUUGCCGAAAGUGUGCAGACCAAUGUGAUCGCUGCCCACUUUGCCGGGCGAACAUCGAAUGCGUCAAUAAGGCAUUUCUGCCACCGGUGCUGCGAACACGGAGCAGAACCGCUUCAGCGGUUGCUACGGCUUCCACCUCCGCAAUCAGCGCCUAGUGAAUCCAGCCAGCAGCUUGGCAGCAGUUGCAACCACAUUACCAUUAGCUUUAAUUACCGAACCCGAUUCCUUCUAUAUGGUUAACCUCUUCAGCAGUGUUUGUUCGAAGCAUAAUCAUCGGCAAAAGAGGGUUUGUGAUUCUGUUUUCAUUGUAAUGCCAGCAAGCAAAGCAUGCGGAAAAGCAUAAGUGAUAUUUAUUUUAAGUUACUUUAAUCAAGUGAAACAAAACGACAAACAAAUAAUAUCAGAGCGUAGUUAAUCAUCAAUGCAAACUAUUUAAUCUAAUCGAGCCUAGGGUAAGUGUCUGAGGAAGAAUGAUUCGCGCAGCUUUUAACGAGUGCUUGCGACAAUUUUUUUUAGCGAUGAAAGUAUUUUUGUUAAGUAUUUUUACAUGACCUCAAUCCCCGAGGGCUACCGAAUGGUUAAUGUAUAAACACCUAUUAUUGUAAGAUAGCAUUACCUGAAAGUGCUGAAGUAAU